AUGAAGGUGCUCCCUGCAUCUGGCCUUGCUGUCCUCCUCGUCACGGCUCUGAAGUUUUCCACUGCAGCCCCCUCCCUAUUUGCAGCCACCCCCAGGACCUCAAGGAACAGCUACCACCUCGCACAGGCAUACCUUGACAAAUAUUACACAAAGAAAGGAGGGCACCAGAUUGGUGAGAUGAUUGCAAGAGGAGGCAAUUCCAUGGUUAAAAACGUUAAGGAGCUGCAGGCUUUCUUCGGCCUCCGAGUCACCGGGAAGUUAGACCGGGCCACCAUGGAUGUGAUCAAGAGGCCUCGCUGUGGAGUUCCUGAUGUGGCAAACUAUCGCCUCUUCCCAGGUGAACCCAAAUGGAAAAAAAAUACUUUGACAUACAGAAUAUCCAAAUACACACCUUCCAUGACUUCUGCAGAAGUGGACAAAGCAGUGGAGAUGGCCCUGCAGGCCUGGAGUAGCGCCGUCCCUCUGAGCUUUGUCAGAAUAAACUCAGGAGAAGCAGAUAUUAUGAUAUCUUUUGAAACUGGAGAUCACGGGGAUUCCUAUCCAUUCGAUGGGCCUCGGGGGACUCUAGCCCAUGCAUUUGCACCUGGAGAAGGCCUGGGAGGAGAUACACAUUUCGACAAUGCUGAGAAGUGGACUAUGGGAACGAAUGGUUUCAAUUUAUUCACCGUUGCUGCUCAUGAAUUUGGCCACGCACUGGGCCUGGCCCAUUCCACAGACCCAUCAGCACUGAUGUACCCAACUUAUAAGUAUCAGCAUCCCUAUGGACUCCACCUUCCCAAGGAUGAUGUGAAGGGGAUCCAGGCACUGUACGGACCUCGGAAGACGUUCCCAGGGAAGCCCGCUGUGCCCCACAGCCCCCCUCAUAAUCCUUCUAUCCCCGACCUCUGUGACUCCAGCUCAGCCUUUGAUGCUGUGACAAUGCUGGGAAAGGAGCUCCUGUUCUUCAGGGACCGGAUUUUCUGGCGUCAGCAGGUUCACUUGAUGUCAGGGAUCCGGCCCAACACCAUCACCAGCUCCUUUCCCCAGCUUAUGUCCAAUGUGGAUGCAGCUUAUGAAGUGGCUGAGAGGGGCACAGCUUACUUCUUUAAAGGACCCCACUACUGGAUAACAAGAGGAUUCCAAAUGCAAGGUACUCCUCGGACUAUUUAUGACUUUGUGUUCCCAAGAUACGUGCAGCGAAUAGAUGCUGCCGUCUAUCUCAAGGAUGCACAGAAGACCCUUUUCUUUGUGGGAGAUGAAUACUACAGCUAUGAUGAACAAAAAAGGAAAAUGGAAAAAGACUAUCCAAAGAAUACUGAAGAAGAAUUUUCGGGACUUAAUGGCCAAAUAGAUGAUGCUAUGGAGUUAAAUGGCUACAUUUACUUCUUUUCAGGACCCAAAGCGUACAAGUAUGAUACAGAGAAGGAAGGUGUGGUUAGUGUGCUGAAAUCUAGUUCCUGGAUUGGUUGCUAA
Molecule: messenger RNA, 1452 nt
Organism: Delphinapterus leucas (beluga whale)
Lineage: Eukaryota; Metazoa; Chordata; Mammalia; Artiodactyla; Monodontidae
Gene: MMP20
Product: matrix metallopeptidase 20
Biological process (GO): collagen catabolic process; extracellular matrix organization; proteolysis
Cellular component (GO): extracellular matrix
Molecular function (GO): metalloendopeptidase activity; zinc ion binding
Source: RefSeq, a predicted model, not a curated record